Molecule: messenger RNA, 1135 nt
Organism: Capsaspora owczarzaki ATCC 30864
Lineage: Eukaryota; Filasterea; Ministeriida; Capsasporidae
Exons: 5
Coding region: 21-1046 (341 amino acids)
Source: RefSeq, a predicted model, not a curated record
CUGCGAAUCCGACUGCGAAGAUGAUGACGGGGCGUCCAACCCCAUCCACCACCGCCAGCAUUCGCAGAUGUUGCCUCUUGUUACUCAUACCAGCAACUCUGCUCAGUCUUGCAUCGCUGACUGCCGCCAAGCCGUGUUCGCAUGACGGAUCGCGCCUCGCUCGCGCUUCCCUAGAACGACUUGUUGGCAGCAGGACUGACUUGUUCGACUGGCCGCCAAGCUGCCCGCUGCACCCUCUGCGCGAUGUGCACUUUGUCUCGCAGCACAAACGUCGCAUGACGUCCUUCUCAAAGCAUCAAUGCCUGGUUUGCGGCAAGGGCUUUGACACUGCCGAGCACCUGGACGACCACUUUGACCAUCGCCACCGCGACCUCGAAAUUCAGUCACAACCAGUAUGCCUGGCGGAUUUCUGCGACGUGCUCGGUUGCUACACACAGUCCAUUGGCCAGAAACCAGAUUGCAGCAACUCGAGCAUCCACCAUCUCCACUUUAAGUGCGGAUCGCUCUUCCGGAGCUGUCUAUCCUCUGAGCUUUCUGGAUCUGCAUUGACAAAUCAAGUCAAUGCGUACUGCCAACAUCUAGACUGCACACCAGCUGCACUCGACCAACAAGGUGCCGGAGACUUUGUGCUUCCGAAAAGCGCCGCGCCACCAAAGUCACCGACUCUCUCCCGGCGAAGAGACCUUUCCCGGAUGCAACUCAUAGUUGGCAUUGCAACAGUUGUUCUCAUCGUGGCCAUUGCCGUGGUCAAGUUCAUUGAGCGUCGAAGAGGUCGCGCAAAUCCGCAGUGGGACAGUACAGGCACCUUUGCAAGUGCACGCGAGCAGGCGAAAGGGCUGACAACGGGCACACGUGCGAGACUUGGCAAUUCCAGCUCAUUCGCAUCGAGCUCGUCUCGAUUGGGCGACGCCCCAGCAGCCAAGCCUUCGACCGCCUUUUCCGAUACGGUCGGCUGGUUGCGACAGCGACAAAGCCAAGGCCAGCACCAGUCACAACAAUCUGCUGUUGUGUCAUCCAGUCGAGAGCCUUCCGAUCCAGGCAUCUAGCCCUGGUUCUGAAUUCUUGUUUGAUGUUCACCAAAAAAAAAAAAAAAAAAAAAAAAAGAAAAAAAAAAAGCAUCACCCAGACUUGAACA